Messenger RNA from Chrysoperla carnea, 2364 nucleotides. Its product is annotated as cytochrome P450 6k1-like. The coding region runs from base 130 to 1701 and encodes 523 amino acids. NCBI's taxonomy places the organism in Eukaryota, Metazoa, Arthropoda, Insecta, Neuroptera, Chrysopidae. Gene Ontology annotation, molecular function: heme binding; iron ion binding; oxidoreductase activity, acting on paired donors, with incorporation or reduction of molecular oxygen. The transcript is spliced from 5 exons. The record is from RefSeq and is a predicted model, not a curated record.
UCAAGAACCUGAAGAACUACUGACAUUCAUCAUUCAACAUCAGCAGAACAGAAUUGAAAUUGAAAGUGUUACAUAUGUUUUAACUUUUAAGUGUGUUUACAAAUUUUAAAUACAUAUUAUUGAGAUAGGAUGGCAAUUAUCACUUCAAAUUGGAGCACCGAUUUCCUUACAAUAUUGGCGUUGGCUUUAACAAUUAUUAUUUUUUAUUUUAAAUCAACAUUUAAUUAUUGGAAAAACCGGGGUGUAGCAUACAGUGAGCCAAACUGGAUUUUUGGAAAUUUUUACGAUGCAAUAACAUUUAAAAAGAACAUAACAUCAUAUUUUUGUGAACAAUAUAACAAAACAGAUGAAAAAGCUUAUGGUUUAUACAUAUUUCAGCGUCCAUAUUUAUUACUUCGAGAUCCUGAGUUAAUUAAACAUGUACUAGUCAAAGAUUUUAAUAAUUUUGUUCCAAGAACUAGCGCUGAUAUAAAAGGUGAUGAAAUUGGUCGACAUAAUAUGUUUUCAAUGAAAAGUGUUAGUGGGUGGCGUUAUGUUCGGUCAAAAUUAUCACCUUUCUUUUCUUCCGGAAAAAUGAAGAAUAUGUUUGGUUUGUUAGAUCAAAUUGGCGAUCAAUUAACUGAACAAGUGAAAAGCCAUGUUAACGAUUCUUUAGAUGCAAAGGAAAUAGCCAGAUUUUAUACAACAGACGUAAUUGUGUCAGCUGCGUUUGGCAUUCAAGCGAAUUCGUUUUCUGAUAAAGAGGCAGCAUUUUCAAAAGUUGGAAAAUUUAUGUUCACAAUGAAUCUUAGACGCAGUCUCGAAUUAUUAUGCAUAUUUUUCUGGCCAAUUAUGGCAAAAAUAUUUGAUUUUAAAUUGUUCAGUAAAGUUGGUUCAGAUUUUUUGCGAAACGUUGUUAUGAAUGCAAUGGCGGAACGGGAAGAAAAUAAUAUCAAGCGACCAGAUUUAAUUGAAGCAUUAAUUGCAUUGAAAAACAAGGGAACAUUAGAAGAUUCAAAUAAAACUGAAGACGGUGUUGCAAAUGGAAUCACUUCGAAAGACGAUAAGCCUCCAUUCAAAUUAGAAGGAGACGUUCUAGUAGCACAAGCGGCUGUAUUUUUUACUGCUGGAUUUGAGUCAUCAUCUUCAGCCAUUUCAUUUACAUUGCAUUCAAUUUCUUAUAAUCCAGAAAUACAAACAAGAUUACGGAAAGAAAUUCAAACAGUAAUUUCUCGAAACGGAGGCAAAUUCACUUACGACUGCCUCAAAGACAUGAAGUAUUUGGAUGCAUGCGUCAAAGAGACAUUACGGUUAUACCCAACCUUAGGAUUUUUGGAUCGAGAAGCCUUAGAUACAUACACGUUCCCAGGGACAAAUAUAACCAUUGAUAAAGGCACUGCAGUAGUUAUUUCGUUAGAAGGCUUACACAGAGAUCCACAAUAUUUUGAAAAUCCUUUAAUAUAUGAUCCAGAACGUUUUAUAGAAGAAAGUCAAAUUUUACCAUACACUUAUAUGCCAUUCGGAGAAGGACCUAGAAAUUGUAUAGGUGCCCGCUUUGGAAUGAUGUCAACAAAGGUUGGAUUAAUUCAUAUUUUGAGAGAUUUUGAAGUUUUCACUUACAAAAGCCCUCCACCAUUGGAAAUUGAUAACAAAGGAUUUUUAUUAACAGCCAAAAAUGGAAUUUAUUUGAAAUUUGUGCCUGGUACUGUAUACAGUACAUAGAGUAGAUUCGUAAGAUAGUUAAUAUUGAUUUUCAAAACAAAUCGGUAUUAUUUUCUACCAUAAAAAGCAAUUAAAAAACAUUUCUCAAUAAAAUGAAGUUGCACAAGUUGUUUUAAAGUCUAAUCUAAGCGAUAAAAUUUUGCAUUUGUUUGAAAAGAAGGCAUUUAUUUUAUGGAGUGUAGAGUAAAAGGAGAAUCAUCUCUGUAUAUAAAAAGUUUCCAUAAAGUCAUGUGAAAUUUUGGUGGCGCUGCCGUAAGCUGAUGACGGCAUUUGAAAGAAAGUAUAUACACCUAGCAUAUACACAUCGAAUCAUCAGUGGUCAUCAGCGCCUUUUUAGUUGGUUUUGGAACUAUAAUCUAACAGCUUUUUGUGGACACUUUUUUGGUCAAACAGUCAUAAGAGAUGAUUUUCCUUUUACUCUACACUCCAUAAUUUAUUUACUACCUCGCACCUUCCAACCGGCUCGAUACAUGAUUUUAACAAUUAAGGUAUAGUUAUAUUCUUCUUAAAAACCCAAAUGUUCUUAGGCAAGGGUUGGAAAACAAAACAAAAUGGCGGAUUUUUGACGCAAAAUAGUAAUACGUUAACAAACAAAAAUUAACCGAACCUAUCGAAUAGGAUAUCGAAAUAAAGAUAUUUAAAAGGGUAUUACAAAAAUAUAUA